ACCUCAUUGUCGCCUCGAAAGAAAAGGGUCGGUUACCUUCGAUACCUUCAACCCCGCCCGACGGCAACUAUUCCGGCCUCCUGACCAUCGCGUGCCAUGACUUGAGCCCAGUUCCUCCUCAACAUGCGAAUCUUCCCUCUCUAAGCAACAGAAAGCCAUCCUUUUCGUCUCUCAACAGACCCACGUCGCACGUCGCACGCACGCCGCACUACAAUGUCUCGCCCCUCAACUACUAACCUCUACCCACCUUCAACAGCUCAUACAGCCCACGCUGCAAGCAGUGUUUCAAACGGCGGCAGCUCUAGGACUUUGACCUUAUGGAUUCAUGAUCCCGAUGCCACAUCUACGCUAUCCCGUCAUGACGCCGUGCUUAAUUACGACCUGUUCGGACCCGGCGUGGCGAAGCCUGGAGAUGUCGCCGAGGUCCGUCUGAUUCCGCAAGUGGCAUCUUCAUCGUCCGGCGGGAACAUGUCAUCGGAGGGCUACUCAUCUGGAGGGAAUGGGCACAUAUCUGACAACGGAACUGGCAUUGCCGCGUCCGAGCGACGAGCGACGACAGGGCGGAAAGGAAGCUACUCGGGAUCGGUGGCUGGGGAGGAUGACAGGUCAAGGUCCGAGUCGCAACCGAAGGAGGAAGAGGGGAACUUUUUAUUUGUCAUUAGAGAACUGGAAGAAUCACAGCGCAAGCUUAAUGUACAGAUAUCGCUCGCCAGUCAUGUUGCCGCUUUGUUCGGCUUUCCGUCUAGAGCUACGGUUCGAGUUACAAUCGUCGAUAAACCCCUUCAUGAAGCUUCCCAUGUCGAAAUCUUCUUUCGCGAUCAAUAUAUCACUCGCAACGACAUUUGGCGAUUGACCACCGGUCUCCUCUCCAACACCUGCCCUUACAAGUCGCAAAAGCUUCUCUUCAUCAACUCGAUCCGAGCCACGGUGGGUAAUGUUUGGGUCCGCGGAGAAAAGGUCAGAUCCGCAUACUUCUCACCUCGGACGGUUCCCAUUUUUCGGUCUGAAUCUGCCAGAUAUGUGAUAUUCAUCCAAAUGAGCCGGGAAAUGUGGCACUUUGAUACGUAUGAUGGGUGCGAUGGAGACGAGCCUAAUGACGAUCCAAUGGCUGGAGGUACUGGUGGUGUUGGGGGUGAAAUAAUGUUCAACAAAUUAAUCAACGGGUUCUUGCCGGAGCUCUUCAAGAGGUGGCGCCGGAUCGAUGCCCAUCACCUUGUGUCGAUUGUGUUGUUCACUCGGAUCGUGUACGAACACGGUGAGCCGGUUGGGAUUGUGUGCCAGGACGAGAAGUCUGACGAUGAGUUCCUCGGAACACCCGGCGGGAUCGAGAUCGGCGAAGGGCGGCGAUAUCGCGACUUCUUCCGCGUCGUGAUAUCCAAUAUGGGAAGCGCUGACUGGACGGUAAUCCUCCACCGACUCAAGCGCGAGUUUGCGACAUUCCUGAGAGAUGUGCUGGUACAACCUGUUCCCGAAGAGGAAAGUGCGGAGUACAACAUGAUGGAUCUCACGCCUCCUGUGUCGUCAGCUGCCAGUAUGGUUUCGAGGCCCGGCACUCCCGCGAUGUUACCAGUAGACAAGCUCCGCCCAUCUUCGACCCCGAGCCAGUCUCCAAGGUUACCGGCGACCGGGAAAUCUUCGCGCCCGCCAAAAACGAUCAUCACUGGCCGGCCCUCUGCCGCUAUUCACGGGAAUAUCUUGGAAGCAAUCAACCUUGCUACCAUCCAAUUCUCACGGACGUACAUUGAUGUGGAUCUCGUGCGAACGGGAGUCUCUAUCGUCCUUGUUACGCCUGGCACCGGUCUUUUCGAGGUGGAUUAUGAGAUGUUGAAGGCUACAACAGAGGGAUUGGUCUCGAACGGGAUGGGCAUUGAUCUUGUCUGCCUUAGCAAGGCUCCAUUGCAUAUGGUUCCACUUUUCCGUUACCGUAAUCCUGCCAGUAGCAGGGACGAGGAAACACAACUUCGCCCAGGGAUUUCUCCGCCAAAACACUAUCCUAACCAUCAACCACCACUACAACCGGGUGAUUGGGUUUACUCAAUGCCUCAUUGGAUCGAUAUCUCCUUCUGGUCAUCGGCUUCCGAAAAGAAGACACGGCGUAACCGUGGUCCGGUGAGCGGAAAGGUUGAGAAACAGAAGGAUUCCAAAAUCCAAAAGAAGAAGGCUACUCAAGUAUUUAGAGCCAGAUGCAAAAUCUAUGAGCUCCAGAUGAUGGGAAUAGUCGAGAACGCAACAUCCUGCAUAACCGUCCCUUUUCUCCACGAGAAUCCUCUGUGGAAGUCAUUGCCAGACUCUGGACCUCCGAGAGAAGUCGGCGGUAAGGACGCCGAAAAGAAGAGGAGAGACCAGUGGAAGGAGGACAACUUCGGGUGGAUGGACCAGUACGACGACCUAUCAUUCCGCCCAUUGUACGUGUUCCAAGAAGCCAUUCGGCGAGCCGAGGAGCGGAAGGUUAGUAUCGACGAAGAAGACAAGAAAAUCCUGCAGACACUGGAUGAGGAGGAUGAAUUUGUGCUCGGAACGAGCUUCCGCGGUGAUUUAACCAGGCAAAUGUCCGUCCGUUCUGGUGGAUUCUUUGACCGCAAGAUGAAAGAACGGCGCCCCGAGUUGGAAACUCCUAUGGAAUCGAAGGCUUCAACGCCUGUUCCAACACCAGCUGAGUCAAGCACGGGCGGUGGCGGUGGUGGUGGGUUAUUAGGAAGACCUGCGGCACGGCUAAGGCAAAUCAGUUUUGGAUUCAAAGCUUGGGGCGGUGCGACCAAGUCUGCAGCCAAAGUGACGACUACCGACGUUACUGGUCUUGGGACAAUGGUGACGAGGGGAUUCGAUACCAGUGAGCAUAGCCUUGCGUCUCCCAAGAGUGGGCCCUUAUCUCCUAAGAGCACAGUUCGAGAAUUUAAGUUCGAAGAGAGUCCGGAGAAGCCGAUACGGGGCACUCGUCCAAUAUCCAUCACCGGAUCGAACGUCUCAACAUCGUCACUGGAAGUUGUAGCAAGAGAUAGGGAGCGGAGAAGAAGCAUUGUGGGAUCCCCAUUAGAGCACCGCGCCCUGGGCGGCAUACGGGAUAUUGAGAUGAUGAAAGGGUCAUCGGCAUUGAUUCGGCCGCCAGGUUCCAGAAACGAUCAUGCCCCCAAUGUGGAGAAGGGAUUGAGCCAUAUGUCAACAGUAUCACCAACUACUGCCAUUGCACCUUGGGUACAGAUUUUGAACCCGAGUAAUCCUAAGAAGAAUACGCACACGUCCGUGAGUCAGUACCGACGUUGGCACCAUGUGUUUCCGAAACCUAUCAAGAUCUCCUCAGUCAAAUGGAAGAGUCUGUGUACUCCCGCGCUACUACCCCUAACCACUGAGCACUUUCCCACUGCGGAACAACUAGCGACCGAGUAUCACGAAAGUCCUUAUGUUAUCUCACAGAACUCCGACUACGAACUUAGCGAGACAUCGGGGAACCGGGAGGCUCUGGUCAGGGCGAUGAUCGCGCUUCGUCUCACGCAAGGCUUCCAGAUUGUUGUGGGUAAUAAAGUCACUGAUGCAACACAGGGGAGAGGGGGUCAGAACGGCAUAUACGAUAAGACCUAUAUGUCCACACCGGGAUCAUCGUGCUUCAUGAGCCGUGGGGCACAUAUACACCAGCUGAUCUGCGACGAGGAGUACAACGUUGAAGUCAAGCGGUAUAUCCGUAAGCCGGCAACCGCAAUUACAUCAUCCAAGAAAACCGCCGACGACGACUACACCAGCUACAUCAAAACGCUUCUCAAGCCCACGUACAAACCCGUCAGGGUCAGCUUGUAUCAACCGGUCAGCGACUACAACUGGAACUACGCGGAUCAGUUUAUCGGAGGAUAUGAAGACGCCAUGACGGACCAGUUGAGGUAUUGGCGAGCUCGAUUCGUCCUCAUUCCGUGCGAUCCACCCGAUUUUGCACGUCGCGGGCAAGGCCCAGGCUCCGAGCUAAACGACGAGGAGAUCCACCUUGAAGGUAUCCGACGUUUGACGAUGAUAUUCCAACGCAACCGGUGGGUUCCUCCCGAAGAGCGACACUAUGAGCGUUACGGUGGUUCCCGGCAGAAAGCCAAAGAAAAGAACCCUUUGCAAAUACUCUAUCAGACUGUGGAUCCUUCGGUGGCAGUCGCCCAGGAGCUCGAGAGUUUGUUUCAAUCGGAUAUUGACGGCCACAUGCGACGCAGCCAGCUCUUGACAACCGAGAUGUUUGAGUCUAAGAAUCUCGACAUCAAGGCAAUUGCGCAAGAGCUCCAGGGGCCCCGUGGCGUACGAUUGCAGGAUCGACGCUGGCACCUCAGGCUACAUAGCAAUAGCUUCAUAGGAGAAGAGAUGGUCACUUGGAUCGUGGAGAAUUUUAAGGAUGUCAACACGAGACAGGAAGCCGAGGCGGUCGGCAACAAACUCAUCAAGUUGGGACUAUUCCAACAUGUGAAUCAACGCCAUGAUUUCCGCGACGGUAACUUCUUCUAUCGCAUAGCAGAAGCUUGGGCAAAUCCGGCACGGCCUUCAAGCAAGGGAAGAUGGCUGCCCUCUCUGAGGAGUAGUGAUAAGUCCGUCCCUCAGACACCGCUUUCCGACACGGCUUCAUCUCCGCUCCGCCGCACGCGCUCGCGCUCCAGCACGAUACUCACCGAAGAUUCAACCGGCAGUGAGAGCGGUGGGGGCAAAACGCCGACUGCGUCUUGCCACCCGCAGAAGAAGAAAGCCGAAGUCGACCUCUCGAAAUCCAUGAAGUACGAUGUCGAUCCCUCACGCAAGAGUUAUCGUCCCGAAAUCAUCACCCUCCACUACGACCGGCUUCACAACCCCGACAACUGCUAUCACAUCCGCAUCGACUGGAUAAAUACGACAUCAAAGCUGAUCGAGGACUGUCUCACUUCCUGGGCUCGCACUAUCGACCGAUAUGGCCUUAAGCUCGUAGAAGCGCCCAUCGACGAGGUCUCACGCAUCUCCAAAUCCAACCUCUUUCGAGCGCCCAUCGUCGUCAAACUUGCGCUCGCACCACCGCCGCCUCCUUCGCCAUCCACUUCAACAUGUCUGACGGAAAACAUGGAGCUCUCAACAAUCCUGACACCUAUAUCCUUUACGCCACAGCCGCCUCCAGACCCGUGGGUGCACCACAAGCUGAUCCUCAAAAAGUUCAACUUCGUCCUGGACACCGAAGCCGCCGGCAACUUCCCGCAGGACGUGCAAGUGCGCUACUCCUGGGGGUCGCUCGACUACCAAUGGUCGCAGUACAUCCACCGCUCCGGCGUAAUCUUUGCGCAGAUCUCAGACACGGGUGACUUCUAUCUCAUGGCAAACCGCGCAUACACUCUACGCGUCAACUCGCCGCCGCAAGCGCGUGUUGGCGGGGUGGUAUCGCGGUCGGAGAUAAUAGGCGGUUCCUCCGUUGCUAAUAUCAUCGAAAGCAGAAGGGAGCCGGAUGUGGGUAGCCCUAUUUCGCCCAGCAUUCCCCUCCCUACGCCGGAGGGGAUCAAGGCGGAGAUUCAGGCGUUCCUGAGUGAUCCCGAGGCGCUUAGGAGGUUCUACGAAGAGGUGCUCAGGGGCAAGGGGGGGCCGCGACAGGCGGGCGGGUUGGUCGGUGGCAGGUGGGAUAGCCCUAUCAUUGCGCCGGUGGGAGUGGUUAGGAUGGGGAGUCCGACGGUUGGGGCGAGUGAGGUGCACGCGUUUGGGGGUCCUGGUGGGCUGGGUGGGGGUGGAGGUGGGGGUGGGAGGGGUGAGGGGAGGGCAUUGAGUCUGGGCAGUGGGGGGACGGGCAGUGGGGAAGAUGAGGGUGGGUCUUUUAUGCUUGCGAGGUAGGUAUGAGUACUUAGUUGUUACCGUUUGAAAUGUGGAUUGCGUGGGUGUUGGGAGUUUCAUUUUGUACGAAUAAUGGGGUGAUCCGUUGAACGCAACGGAAUGAGUGCAUCUUUUGAGAUCCAACACACGGCAACCGAAGUCUUAUGGCACCGAUCCCGUGCACGAAGUUCAAACUGUUUGUAGUUAAGAACCGUGAGGCUUUCCCUAUCAUAUGCACGCAUUCACUAUUCCACUAUGUAUCUACCGCCCAAAACCCUCCGCUGUGUCCAGCACAGGAUACCUUCGGGUGUUUGCGCUGGUAGACGGCGGUGCACCGGAAAGCCUCAGACCGG
Messenger RNA from Tricharina praecox, 6134 nucleotides. RefSeq lists its product as uncharacterized. NCBI's taxonomy places the organism in Eukaryota, Fungi, Ascomycota, Pezizomycetes, Pezizales, Pyronemataceae. Gene Ontology annotation, cellular component: GATOR1 complex. The record is from RefSeq and is a predicted model, not a curated record. Bases 214 to 5802 code for a protein of 1862 amino acids. Gene Ontology annotation, molecular function: GTPase activator activity. Gene Ontology annotation, biological process: intracellular signal transduction; negative regulation of TORC1 signaling; positive regulation of autophagy. The transcript has 3 exons.